AUGGCUGAAGUAAAAGUGAGAUCCCGAGAAGAGAUUUUGAAAGAGAAAACCGAUAGAGAAAUAUUCAUUGUUGGGUGUAGAAUGGAGAAAAUGCGGGAAGAGUAUGAAAAUGCUGUAAGAAAUAAAAGAUGGGACAAGAAGCGAGAAUGUUAUGUCAACAAAGAAGGUGAACCUGUUGUUCCCAGAAGGGACAUAGUUCAUGAUGAUGUUCUUCUAGUAAUUCCUCUAUCCGGUGAAUUUUAUUCAAAACGUGAAAAAGACAAGAAUUAUGAGAAAAACCUGAAUAAAAUUAUCAGAGAUGCGAUGACAUCAAGUCUGAGGAAGAGGGAUGAAGAAAGAAUGAAGAAGAAUGUUGAGAAUUUAGUUGAUGAUUUGAAGAAGGUUGCUAAGGAAAAGAAGGUUGAUGAGAAAGAGAAGGUAAAAGAAGAAGUUGUGAAAGAAGCUGUUACUGAAGAACAGCAAGUUGGUGAAGAAGUGAUGAAGAAGAAAGAAGAAGUAGAAGAAGUGAAGAUGGAAAGUUUGGUUGAGGUGAAUAGUGAUGCUGGUGAUGAAAAGAAAGAUGAUGCUGAUCAGACUGAAACAGCAAACAACACCGAAGUGCCAAUCACUGAGGUGCUCUAG
Messenger RNA from Helianthus annuus (common sunflower), 621 nucleotides. RefSeq lists its product as uncharacterized. The record is from RefSeq and is a predicted model, not a curated record. The coding region runs from base 1 to 621 and encodes 206 amino acids. Lineage: Eukaryota; Viridiplantae; Streptophyta; Magnoliopsida; Asterales; Asteraceae. The transcript is spliced from 2 exons.